Molecule: messenger RNA, 615 nt
Organism: Geodia barretti
Lineage: Eukaryota; Metazoa; Porifera; Demospongiae; Tetractinellida; Geodiidae
Source: the annotation of a GenBank genome assembly
AUGACGAGGGCGCUCUCCGACGCGGUGGCCGGCGACGGCAUCCUGGUCAACACGAUCUGCCCCGGCCUCACCAACACCACUCGGGCGCGGCGGCUGCAUGCCACGCGCGCGGCCGAAGAGGGACGCGACGUGGACGAGCUGAUCGCCGAGGCCGGCCGCGGCCUGCCGGCGGGACGGAUCGCCGAACCGGAGGAAUGCGGAGGGAUCGCCGGUCCUGCCGCCGCGGUCGAGGACAUCACCGUCGAGGACUGGGACCGCACCGUGGCGGUGAACCUCAAUUCGCAGUUCUACUGCGCGCGGCGGGCGCUGCCGGCGCUGCGGGCCUCGGGCCGCGGGGCGCUCAUCAACCUGUCCUCGGUCGCCGGACGGCUCGGCUACGCCUAUCGAUCGGUGUACGCGGCGACCAAAUGGGCUGUCGUCGGCUUCACCCAGAGCCUCGCCAAGGAGCUCGGUCCCGACGCCGACGGCAUCCGCGUGAACGCCAUCCUGCCCGGCGUGGUCGACGGCGAGCGGUUCGAUAGCGUGGUCGUCGCGCGCGCGGCGGCGCUCGGCCGCGGCACGGCCGAGGAGGUGGAGCAGGAGUACCUGAGCCACGUGUCGCUGCGCCGCAAGGUG